GGUUCUGUUUGGACGACUUCUUUGGAAAGGCUCCAUUUGACAUUUCAAUUCGCAGCGACUUGUCGGAUUUUUGCUGCUUCAACUUUGGAAAAAGUGAUAUUAAAAGUAUUACUGUGACCGAUUUUAAACAACAACAAAAAAUUAAAUAAAUUGAAAAAGUGACUCCGGUUUCUAGCAGUGUUGUUGCGUUAUUUGAAGAGUUUUCACGCGAAAAUUUUCCUCUUUGGAGUGGUUUUAAAACAUAAAGCGCUUGAGGUUGUUUUGUGCUGAUUGUUAGUCUACAAAAGAAUUUUUCAAAUUGGAAACAUAAUCCAUAUCCAAUACAAAAUCUCUGUGGGAUUAAUGCUGAAUUCGUGACGUUAUUGUGAUUCUCUAAUGCUAUUUCCCAUUGAUUGGUGAAAGACACAAAGUUUUUUUUUCUUAUAUAUAUUUCAUCUUCAUUUUUUUCUCUUUAACGAGAAAAGAAGGGAAGAAGAAGAAAGAUUUAAGAUCUUGGAUCAUGAUUGAGUGAAACUAAUUCGGCAGUGAUUGUGUGGUGGAAAAAUUAGUGACUAUUGUUACAUACAUAUACGGAAAAGCCCCGAAUUUUCACAAAGUAAAUUCAAUCACGAGAAGAUUCCAUGGGAUUGCCCAAAUCACCAGCGUGACGUGACAACCUAGAUAAGUGAUAGAGACAUCUUGUACGGGAGGCGCGCGUCUCCAUAUAAUCUUCCCAAGCUGCCCAAUUAGCAAUUCAUCUUCUCUUCUCUCUUUUUUUUUUGGAAGUAAAACACUGAUGAAAUUUUGCCUUUAGGAAAAAUGUGGCGACCAUUGAUCGCGAUGUUGGUCGCUGUUGUGAUCGCGAUCGUAGCUGCGAUCAUUGAACCAACUGCUGCCCUUGCCAACUGCCCAACAGCAUGCGACUGCGAUGAUGACACACUAGUAGUUACGUGUGGAGAAGGACAUCUGGAUGUCCUCCCAAUUGCCCUUAAUCCCUCAAUUAGACGUCUUGUGAUUAAGAAUAACAAAAUAAAGAUGAUUGAUUCAUCGCUCCAGUUUUAUGCUGAGCUCCUCUUCCUCGAUCUCAGCUACAAUCAUCUGUUCAACAUUCCAGUCAAAACUUUUGGAUAUCAGAAGAAGCUUCAGGAGUUGCAUCUGAACCACAACAAAAUUGGCUCAAUCAACAAUCGUACAUUCUUUGGACUAACAGCCCUAACUGUCCUGAAUCUACGGGGGAACUUCAUUGAUGAACUCGAUAGGAAUGUCUUUAAUGUUCUUGUGAAACUAGAAGAGCUAAAUCUAGGCCAGAAUAGGAUCUCUCGGAUUUCUUCAGGAGCCUUCGAUGGACUAACAAACCUUCGGGUUCUCUAUCUAGACGACAAUACCCUAACAUCGGUACCAAGUGAUGCUUUUCUCCCACUUAAAGCCAUUGCUGAGAUCUUCCUAGGACUUAACUCCUUCACAACUCUCCCAGCGGGAUCUUUUGAAUCCCUAACAGCUCUAUCAAAGUUGGAUCUUCGUGGAGCUGCUCUGGCAAACAUUUCAACGGAUUCCUUUAAAGGACUCGAGCAAGUUAGAACGCUAGAUCUCUCAGAUAAUCGUCUUCAUCGUAUUCCAACACGAGAGCUAAGUACAUUGGGAAGGCUCGAAGACUUAACACUGGGACAGAAUGAUUUUGAAGUUAUCCCUGAAGGAGCCUUUGCUGGACUUACAAAUCUUCGACGUCUCGAUAUUUCGGGCUCUUUGAAGUUGCGCAAAGUAGAAGCUGGAGCUUUUGCCACAAAUACAAACCUCGAAUCUUUGACUUUGUCCUCCAACAAGGCUCUCGUUGAAGUGCAGGAAGGUGCACUGAGUGGCCUUCCACAUUUGCGUCAUGUGAUCUUGAGGGAUAACGCUCUGGUAACUCUGGCUGAGGGUCUCUUCCCGUGGACUGAACUCCAUACUCUUGAUCUCUCCGAGAAUCCUCUGGUGUGCGAUUGUCGACUCCUCUGGCUGAGACAACUUCUUGUUGGACGCUCAAAUGGAAGUCAGCCACCUGGUGGAGUACUUUGUGCUGCACCGGAACGACUUCGAGAAGAACCCCUAAGAGCUAUUUCUCCUGAACUUCUGGGCUGUAUGCAUGCUGAUCCACGGAGACAGGCUAUAAUUGGAGCUUUAGUUGUUGGAGCUGCUGCUACUAUUACUGCUCUUGCUCUUAUCCUCUACCGCUGUCGUCGACGCAUUCGGGAGGUUCUCAAGGGGGGUUGGGGCAAUUCAGCUCUUGGUAGGAAGGAACGUGAAUACCAAAAGACUUUCUCAGCUGAGGAAGACUACAUGUCGCGCCAUUCGCAUCCAUGCAGUUUAGCUGUUCACCCAAGCUUAACUGGAUACGGACACCACCAUCCGGGACUUAGGCCAAUUCCAGUGACUGAGCUAUAGCUAGAGGCGCCGCCGCCGCCACCAAGACGCGGUGCCCCGCAGCCACCUGGCGCGGCGGCCUUUCUGCAGCUCAGUCAAGAUCAUCUGAUGCCCAAGCACCCAAAUGGCACCAUCAGCAACUACACACCCCCAAUGCCGCCUGAGGCAUUCCUCACGGGACCAGCUCUACCGCUACGCAAUGGGACCCUAACUGCUGGCCGGAGAACAGCCUCGGGGCGACAUUUUCACUGAUCCACCCAGCUGGAGCUCCGCGAUGAGCCAGUUUGAGGUGCAGUAACAAAAAAAAACUGCCACAGGGGAUGCAGAGCAAAGACUUGAACCAUUGUGGGAAAAUUGAUUUAAAAAAAAAGAAAAAUUAAAUAGGUUGUAGGAUGAAAAGAGACAGCUAUAUGGGCGGAAUGACAUUUUGUGAAUAUUUACAUUUUUUAAUUUUAGAAACAUUGUACAUAGAUGAUGAUGAGUUUUCAGUGUGCUCGAUGGCAAAUUCAAAAUACAAACCCCUCAGAAAAAAGUGACAGGUGCGUUGGCAAGACAUACUAAUUUGACAGCUAUACGAAAUGUCAAAUAUGACAAGACUGAAAAGCAAGCUAAAGAGCGUCAAAUUCGUAUGGUCAGUAUUUUUGUCUAUCUAUAGUGGGCAUUGAAUAAAAGUAGAUACUGUUGUAAUUUUGAAAUGUCAAAACUGUUAUACAGAUCUGUUAUAAACACUUGCAUUUGUCAACGCAUCUUUAGCUUUUUGAAAAAAAAAAAGUACAUAUGUCAGAAAAAAAAGAAGAAAAAUUAGAUCUAUAACUAAACUUUAUCUCACAUGGAACCAUAAAUAGUAAAUUUCAGUCAUUAUCUCUGUCAGAAACAUUAUAACAUUUAUAAAUAUCAAAUUAAACAGUGGAAGUCAUUGGAGGCAUUGUAUGCAGUGUCGGUUACAAAUGGAAAAGUUCUAUACAAAAUAAUUUGAAAAUUUCUGUACCGGCACUGCUUUCAUAGAGCUAAAUGUAAAUACAUUUUAGACGUAAUUCAUCGUAAGACACAUUCAAAUUAUUAAAAAAAGAAGAAUUUUCUCAGCGUGAAGAGAUAAAUUAAAUCUAUGAAUGUAAUUAUAGAAGUAUACAUGGAACACUGUAAGACAAAAGGUAUAUCUUUUAAAUGUAAAUUUAUGGUAAACACCGUUGCCAUUCUCGCAUUUCUUGCCACCACUGCUGGCUAUUUGAAGAUGCCCAAGGAAGUUGAACAAUAAGUUAAACACAUAUCACCCUAAAAAAAAUAUGAUGGAGCAGAUUUUUUUGGCGGAAAAGCCUUACAGGGGUCAUGAACUGUCAAAAGAAUUGACUUUUGGCAUUUUCACACAACUCCGCGGUGAUUUUGGCAACAAUUUCCUGUGCAUGAGAUUAUUUGCGCCAGCUCUCAGAGGCGCGGGGGGAAAUUCGCUGAAAAAAAAUUGAGGUUAUGUUCAAAAAAGUAACGCCGCGUCCUUUUGCUUGCGUCGCCAUUGACGCGUAUCAUUUCUGGAUAAAUAAAUUGACUCUAAUUGAGAAAUGCACGCCAUACAGACACGCCACAGCCAAUUAGUGGCACUUGCUGACGAAGAAAGGCCUCUGGACUCCAAGAGGAAAACAAGAUGGGGUCACAUCUAGGAAAAAAAAUCUUGAAAGCUUCGCACUGUAUUGGAAUAAAUCACACACACGUGGUUUAAGGAGUCAAUUGCAGCAUAAAAACCUGUUCCAUAUCGCAUACUUAUGUGCAUCGCAAGAGCGUGACUGGUGAUUGCAAAUAAUUGCUUCGGCAUAAUUUUAAUUUCAAUUGAGGAAUUCUUUCCCCCGUCUUUUUAGCCAGGGCUUCUUGCACACAGAACCCCCUUUGGCAAAGUCAAACCAUGGGGAUUUUUAAAUUGCCUUUUUUUGCACCACUUUGCCCACAUCCAUCAUAGAAAUCUACACAGUAAAUGCUAUUUUUAAUGCGUCUGUCUGAUUUUACUCCAUAUUCCAUCUUUCUGCAUUGGAGGUGUGUGCUAUGAAAUUAUUAGCGGCUGAAGUUCAAUAGCUGAUACUUAGCUAAUAGAAUAAUUUUUUUAAUUCAUUUGAAAAAUGCUCUUGAUUCAUAUAAAAUAAAUCUUUAAUCUGUUCCUUUAUAUCCUUCAUGGCGCCCUGUGUAUUGUGUGAAAUAUCCUCUGUGAAAGUCUACAUGUCAUCCCUAACCUCAAAAUGUAAUAUCCUUGUGAAAAAGAACGUCAAACCGUAUCCCUGUACCCAUAUGUGUCAAAUUUCACUCCUUGACCCUACCUUACGUAUCUAAACUUUAUCUAAUCAUUGUAAAAUAACCCUUUAACCUUAAAAAACUUAACCUAAAAAACUCCCACUCUGUGAUCCUUAAUAUCUUAAAUCUGUCCUGUCUGAAUUUUUCACUGAAAUUUGAAGAUCUCAAGCGAAUUUCAAAGGUUUCUUUAUUACUGAAUAACGCCCAAGCCGUUAAAAUUCUUAUUAUUCCCAAAAAUUCCGAAUAUUUAUAAAUGUUCGGAAUAAAUUAAAAUAUUCUCAAAAAACACCCUUUUUCCUUCAUAUUAAAAAUCUUUACUAAGCUCCUUCUUCUGUUGUCCCAAAAGUGUUUUGUUUCUUAACUCCUUGUGUAAUGUCUCCCCUAUUCCUUGUGUAAAGUCUCAAAACACCUAACCUCAAUCAUGUUAAUACUUUAUAAUGUCCUUUUGUCAACAAUUUUCCAAUUAUUAAACCUGAAUAACUUUUCCCAAAAACUCUCCCUCAAAGUUCAGUAAAAAAUAACUUUGCUUUGAAUUUAAAUAUUCUGUCAAAUGUCAAACUGUUAAAAUUUAACCUAAUUUUUUUGACAGAAUAAAAAAGAAAAGUCUAUUUCAUAUUUUUCUCAGUGUCUGACCCAAUGAACUGAAAGGGUUAAAGUGAAAUCAAUUUUAAUUAAUUUUUAAACAAAAUUUUUCCCUUCAGCCGCCGUUUGAAAUCUCCUGGCACAAUGUUCUUGAAUCCACUGCACCGAAAAGCAUAGAAAUCCAUACAAUCCGUAUAUUUUAUUGCACGCCCGAGAUCACGAACUUCCACUUAUUCUGGGGGCUUGAGGUAUACAAUCUUUUUAGUCUAUAUAGGCAAUCCAAAUGCGCGAUGCUCUCCCGUGGUUGUGUAGCUUCCUGGGCAGAAAAUAGUCCAUCCAUAUGCAAUGAGAGGGAAAAAAAAGGGCGAAGAUGGUGCAAAAAAGCACGCGGUGGAAUUUAUAAUAAAAUCUGCCCCGAAGGCAUUUUAUGAAUCUCCGUUUGCCUUGUAAUUUCGUGCAAUUAAAUUCAUAUCUAAUUAUACUUCCUAUUCAAUGGAAUGCCACAGGGUUAGUGCGGAAGGGAAGGGUGCGAGAGAGAGGCUUUUCCAACGUCUUCUUUCAUCCCUUUGGCGCCAAAAAAUUAAAAGGACAGGAUCAUCAAUAAAACCUUCCCCCACCCCACCUCCCCAUUGAAGAGCCACAAGGUCGCAACCUUUGGCAUUGUGUGUGUGGUGGAAAUAUUGGGGCUAAAUGGAAAGUUUCUUCGUCUCACUUUUUGGCAGACGAAGACAAAUUGUGGCAAAAUAUCGAAAUUGAGAUUUCUUUUCUCCCCCGCAAAACCCACUCACUCCCCCCACCCUCUGAGGCGCGCAAGAUCAAUGCUAAAGGAAAGAAAAAAAAACAGAGAAAAUUUGUCAUCUCCGUGAGAGAGAUUCUUAAAAUAAUCCACAAAAAAAAACUUUUUAUGCAUUAAACGAGCACGUUGAGCGAUGUGAGAGAUAAAGAAAAAAGUAUAUAUACGAAGUUAGGAGUAAAUUUUAUAAUAUAAUUGUAAUUAAUUUAAAAAUAAAACAAGAAAAAUGAUUAAAGAAAAUCUAAACUUAUAAGAUUGACUAGUCAAGUGAGGAAGUUGAAGAUGAUAAAAAAGAACCCUAAUUGAAGAAAAAAAAAUGUAAACAGGAAAUAAAACCAGUGUUAAGGAUAGUUAGUAAUUUCAUCGGAGUCACAUCAAAACUAUUUGUCCGAAAUUCUCCAAGAGAACCCAUUAAUAUUAUAUACAUACAUAUAUAUUUUCUUGCCGCAUUUUAUGUUAAUCACAUCGACACACAAAGAGAAAAUAAGAAAAAAAUAAAAAAGAAAAUGUUAUUGAAUGUUAAAAAGCAGUGUAGCCAACACAUUGUAUCCACCAAAAUAACGAUGUUCUGUGUAAACUGGAUCAAAAACUUGGAAUUUAAAUACAGCAGGGGUUCAUCACCUGACCCCUCUGUCUAUCUGUAAAAGACAUGAGACACUCUCAGACAUUUAAAUAUAAAAUAAAUCAGAUGCAUUUUCCUUCGUGGAUCAAAAUAAAAA
Molecule: messenger RNA, 6741 nt
Organism: Lutzomyia longipalpis
Lineage: Eukaryota; Metazoa; Arthropoda; Insecta; Diptera; Psychodidae
Product: protein slit-like
Exons: 2
Coding region: 799-2397 (532 amino acids)
Cellular component (GO): plasma membrane
Molecular function (GO): protein binding
Source: RefSeq, a predicted model, not a curated record